GUCUAAUUUAUUGUGUGCUCAACUGCUCAUUCAGAAUGCAACUACUCGUGAAGUGCCCCACUGGCAGGACAAUCUGCCUCAGGGUUCGGCCAUCAGAUACCCUCUCUACUGUCAAGGCCAAGAUUCAGGAACAACACCGCCUUUUCUUUGAUGGAGUGCAGCUAGAGGACAACCUUACACUGGCUGAUUAUGGCAUUAAGCACAAGUCCACGCUUGACCUCCAAGAAAGUAUGCAAAUCUAUGUAAUGGAGACCCUAGCAGGCAGGACCUUCACUCUUGAGGUUGACAGCUUGGAUACCAUUGAAGAGGUGAAGUCCAAGAUCCGGGCUAAUGAGGGCUUUCCCAAGGGUCGGCAAUGUCGCAUCUUUGCCAACAAGCAGCUGGAGGACGACCGCACCUUGGCAGACCUCAACAUUUGCAAGGAGUCCACGCUCCUCCUUGUCCUCCACCCUUUCAAUGCAGGAGGUAGGAUGAUCAUCUUCGUGAAGACCCUGGAUGGAAAGACAUUCCGUCUUCAGGUUGAGAGCUCAGCUACCAUCGAAGAUAUCAAGAUGAAGAUCUAUGAGCUGGAGAGCACUUGCCCGUCAAAGCAACGCAUCAUCUAUGAUGGCAAGCAGCUGGAGGACGGCCGCACCCUGGCGGAUUACGACGUUAAGGAGGAAAAUACUCUUCAUUUGUGCUACUGCCUUUGUGGUUGUUGAUAUAGAUGCUAUGGUCAUAUUACCUCAUUGGACGACUUUCCAGUAGUCUUAUUUCUAGUGUAUUUAUCAUUAAAACUAUUGUUGCAGUCUGUCUUUCCUAUGGUGGCUGUAAAACUAGCAUGUCUGGUACGUUAUAUCUUGGUACUUUCUAACCGUGAGAUCUUGUUAUAUCAAGUACCCCUGGUUCUGUCUUGGCAUCAACUGAUUGAGUGGGAUA
Molecule: messenger RNA, 918 nt
Organism: Lolium perenne
Lineage: Eukaryota; Viridiplantae; Streptophyta; Magnoliopsida; Poales; Poaceae
Product: polyubiquitin 11-like
Molecular function (GO): protein binding
Source: RefSeq, a predicted model, not a curated record